Molecule: messenger RNA, 1278 nt
Organism: Echinops telfairi (small Madagascar hedgehog)
Lineage: Eukaryota; Metazoa; Chordata; Mammalia; Afrosoricida; Tenrecidae
Gene: ZFAND2B
Product: zinc finger AN1-type containing 2B
Exons: 9
Coding region: 165-947 (260 amino acids)
Biological process (GO): proteasome-mediated ubiquitin-dependent protein catabolic process; protein targeting to ER
Cellular component (GO): cytoplasm; endoplasmic reticulum
Molecular function (GO): zinc ion binding
Source: RefSeq, a predicted model, not a curated record
GGAACCGCGGGCCGACGGGCGCUAAGGUCUCCUGUAACUGGGGCUGGGCGGAGACGGGUCAGGGAGCCUCCCCGAGUGCGGGGUCGCGGCCGAGACCCAGAGCAGGAGCCCUAGAGACUCUCAGUCGUCGCGUCCCUUCCGACCAGCCCCCGCUGGGCGUGGCGAUGGAGUUUCCGGACCUCGGGGCUCACUGUUCGGAGCCGAGCUGUCAGCGCUUGGACUUCCUGCCACUCAAAUGCGACGCCUGCUCUGGCAUCUUCUGCGCAGACCAUGUGGCCUACGCCCAGCAUCACUGUGGAUCUGCUUACCAAAAGGAUAUCCAGGUGCCGGUUUGCCCACUGUGUAACGUGCCUGUGCCGGUGGCCAGAGGGGAGCCCCCGGACCGCGCUGUGGGGGAGCACAUUGACAGAGACUGUCGCUCGGACCCUGCACAGCAGAAACGGAAGAUCUUCACCAAUAAGUGCGAACGCUCUGGCUGCCGGCAACGGGAGAUGAUGAAAUUGACCUGUGAUCGCUGUGGGCGGAACUUCUGCAUCAAGCACCGUCACCCACUAGACCAUGAUUGCUCUGGGGAGGGGCACCCGACCAGCCGGGCAGGACUCGCUGCCAUCUCCAGGGCACGGGGCCUGGCUUCCUCUUCCAGCACCGUCUCCUCCCCGAGACAGACCGUGGCUUCAACUACCUCUCCCAGCAGGACCCCGGCCCCGUCUCCAUCCCCAUCCCGGACAGCCCCACCAGUGAUUGCUUUGCAGAAUGGCUUGAGUGAGGAUGAGGCUCUGCAACGUGCCCUGGAACUGUCACUGGCAGAGACCAAGCCCCCGGUGCCUAGUUCUCAGGAGGAAGAAGACUUGGCAUUAGCCCAGGCACUCUCAGCCAGUGAGGCAGAAUACCAGCAGCAGCAGGCCCAGAGCCGCAGCUCGAAGCCAUCCACCUGCAGCCUGUGCUAGGGCUCUGGGCUUGGGGAGGGCAGCGCCACUGAGGACUGGGGCCUCACACCUCUGGGGUCCACAGGGAGAGCAGGCUCGGAGCAGCCCAGCGUGGAAAGAGAGGCAGGAGUGAGGAGGCCACCGCCAGAAGCCCUGGGAGCAGCGGCAGCCAGAGGAGCUGAGCUGGCAGAGGCCCCGGGGGGCUGUCUGGGAGAGAGGGCUGGCCCUUGGUAGAUACUGGCUAGGUCCCCCUUUACCUUCUUCAUCAUGUCUUCCCCCUUACACCAGGGCUUCCCUCUCCCCCAUGUCGGGGGCAGGGAGAACCUGGACUGAAUAAAGGAUGGACAGCUUC